AUGCCAAUUACAAACAAUGAUGAUGAGGUGAUCAUUACCUCCCCUUCUAAUGGUAAGACUCAACUUAAGGUGUUGAAAUAUGGUGCCACGGUGUACUCAUGGACCGUCAACGGCAAGGAGCAGCUCUGGCUCUCGGAUGCUGCCAAAUUGGAUGGCUCCAAGCCUGUGAGGGGUGGCAUUCCACUUGUUUUUCCAGUCUUUGGUAAAUCUACUGACGCUAGUGUCUCUAAAAUGCCUCAGCACGGAUUUGCCAGACGAUCGACUUGGGAAUUCCUUGGCCAGACCACCGAAAAUCCCCCAGCAGUCCAGUUUGGCUUGGGCCCAGAAUUGGCAGAUCAAGAGGUCUACAGUAAGUGGGAUAAUGGAGACAACGAUUUUACUCUUGUGUUAACUCUUACACUUGAGAAUGACAGUAUUAGGACCAGAAUUGAUAUCAGCAAUCCCGAUAAGAAGCCUUGGAAGUUCAACUGGCUUUUCCACUCUUACUUGAAAGUCGACGAUAUUGAAGACGUGUUAGUUAACAACUUACCUGGAGAGAUUUGUUACGAUCAGGUUAUUGAAGAGAGCUAUGAGGAAAGAGAGCCUGCGGUGAAUUUUGCAGGCGAAUUGGACAGAAUUUACCAAAACGUGUCGACCAAGAAGCUUCUUCAAGUGAUUGAGAUGGGGAAAGUGGUUCAUAAUGUCCGGAGAAAGAACUUGCCUGAUGUGGUUAUCUGGAAUCCAUGGACGGACAAAUCCAAGGGCAUGGCUGAUUUCGAGCCGAAGAAUGGCUAUUUAAAGAUGAUCUGUGUGGAGCCUGGUUAUGUUCAUGACUUUGUAACGUUGAAGCCCGGUGAAAAAUGGAGUGGCGAGCAGAUAAUAUACAAAGGUGAUGCUGUCAAAAUGCAGAGUGUUUAA
Molecule: messenger RNA, 897 nt
Organism: Brettanomyces nanus
Lineage: Eukaryota; Fungi; Ascomycota; Pichiomycetes; Pichiales; Pichiaceae
Exons: 1
Coding region: 1-897 (298 amino acids)
Biological process (GO): carbohydrate metabolic process
Molecular function (GO): isomerase activity; carbohydrate binding
Source: RefSeq, a predicted model, not a curated record